UGAUUUGCUGCUACUAACAUUUUAAUUGCGAAGAAUAAAAAAGUUUGAAAGGUUAUAUUAUAGGUUAUAUUACCUUUUCGCGGUAUUAUCUAGAACGAAAAGUUUGUUACCCACUAAAAUGUCUUUUAAAAUCCCCAACGUGAGCCUUUCAAAUGGUGUGAAGAUGCCCAUUAUUGCUUUGGGCACCUAUGCUCGAAAAGCAGAACCAGGUCAAUUCCGCCAAGCAGUUGAGUGGGCUAUAGAGGCAGGUUACAGGCAUAUUGACACAGCAUCUGUAUACAACAAUGAAGAAGAGGUUGGAGAAGCUAUUAAUAAUAAGAUUAAACAGGGACUUGUUAAAAGGGAACAACUAUUCAUCACCACAAAGGUAUGGAAUGACCGUCAUGAAGAAAAAGAAGUGGUCCCUGCAUUAAAGGAGUCUUUAGCAAGACUGAAGAUGGACUAUGUUGACCUCUAUCUAGUGCACUGGCCUGUCUCCGCAACUCCAUCCGGUGAGGACAUGAAGAUAGACCACAUGGAAACCUGGCGCGGCAUGGAGGAAGCUUUGAAACUUGGGCUGACGAAGUCCAUAGGCGUCUCUAAUUUCAACGAGGAGCAGUUGACGAGAGUCGUGAAGAAGGCUACUGUUAAACCGGUUGUUAACCAAUUUGAGAUAAACCCUACACUCACACAACAUAAAUUUGUGGACCUCUGCAAGUCUCUCUCCGUUCAACCUGUGGCUUACACGCCACUCGGUCUCAUAUCCGAGGCAAGGCCAGAGUUUGCGGGUAAAGAUGUAAUAAAGACCGAUCCUGCGCUCGGGCAGUUGGCUGAGAAGUACGGGAAGACGAGGGCACAAAUUGCUUUAAAGUACUUGGUUCAACGUGACAUAGCAGUGCUGCCGAAGUCGUUCACCAAAUCUCGAAUCGAAGAGAACAUAAACAUAUUCGAUUUUCAAUUGACCGAGAAGGAAAUGUCCAUAGUGGAUGGUUACAAUAUCGAUCACAGAUGUGUACCUGGUACAACGUUGAAAGGGCUGACUAAUUAUCCCUUUUGAAAUAAGUUAAAGUUAAAUAAGUUUUUUUUUGUUACACUAUUACUGUUGCUAUUGGUUUUAUUAUACAUUUAUUAAUACGUCUACAAAUUUUAUUAAAAGGCUAGAGAGUAGAAAAUAGGAUUGCAAAUAAUAAUGUAUUUUUUAUAUAAUCAACAAGGAAAUUUUCAAUCAGGAGUACAAAUUUUCAAUAUUUUCAGGUAUAAAUUUACACAAGUACAUGUUCA
Messenger RNA from Hyposmocoma kahamanoa, 1260 nucleotides. RefSeq names its product aldo-keto reductase AKR2E4-like. Gene Ontology annotation, molecular function: aldose reductase (NADPH) activity. The transcript has 6 exons. Lineage: Eukaryota; Metazoa; Arthropoda; Insecta; Lepidoptera; Cosmopterigidae. Gene Ontology annotation, cellular component: cytosol. The record is from RefSeq and is a predicted model, not a curated record. The coding region runs from base 119 to 1036 and encodes 305 amino acids.